UAUAUGCAAGACACAGUAUCUGGGAAUGUAAGUUUAAUUAUAUCGAGUGGUGCGAGGCGAUGGCUGUUUAAAUUGUUUAAAAUUGUCAAUUCGCGAUGGAGAGUGAAAAUAAUAUUAAAUCGGAUGUUCCGUCUCAUCUUUCUGUGGACUCUGACAGUAGCGGGUGUAAUAGUCCAGUAGUUCUUCGCAGCAAAAGUAGGCUUUCAAAUCUAUGGCGUUCCAGAUCUCUGUCGAGCCGAAAUAGCCAGAAAAACAGCAUUUCCAUCUUGGAAUCCAUUCCAUCCGUGGAAAAUCUUGACACUAAAUCCAAUGCAACAGCAGGCACAGUUUCGAGCUAUGAGGUGGAAAAACAGAGGAAGAAAGACUUAAAAGACACAAUAGUCACGAUUGUUCUCGUGGAGGCCAAGGGUCUCCCGAAUCCCCCGGAUGAUGGCUCGUCCCAUAGUCUUUUCUGCAAAAUGCGUCUCGGAUCCAGAACCUUUAAAUCCAAAAUGGCCGCGAACAACCGGCAGCCGGAAUGGAGGGAAAAGUUCGAACUGCGACUAAGCAAAGACUAUUUGCUAAGGGUUUCAGUAUGGGAUAAAGGAAAACAAAAGAGUUUUAUGGGAAGCUGCGUGAUAGAUAUGUCGGGGCUCGCCAAGGACCGCACGCACGAGAUAUGGCAGCAGCUGGACGACGGAUAUGGCUCCGUGCACUUAUCUGUUACCAUGUGCAACAUCCGCAACAAUGUCACUGACUACAGCGUCGUCGAGGAAAACGAAAUGGCGAAAGAGAAAUAUUCCUUGCGCAACCUCGGGACCGACUGGAACAUAAUAGGACAGCUGCAUGUGAAGGUGAUGCAUGCGAAGGGUCUGAGCGGCAAGCCCAGCGCGUACUGCACGCUGGAGGUGGACAACCAGCGGGUGCAGACUCACAGCGCGCGGGCCAGCUCCGAGCCCACGUGGGAGAAGAGCUAUGUCUUCAAUAUUUACGACAUCUCAUCAACACUGGACCUCAAAGUGUACGACAGCUCUCUAAAUCAAAUACGAAAUGAAAGUUUGGGAAGAGUUUAUAUACCGCUCCUGAGGAUAUCCAGCAGGACGGUGCGAUGGUACGCGCUCAAGGAUAGGACAAAACGCCACAGCGCCAAGGGGAAUUGCCCCAGAGUUUUGUUGGACAUGUCUAUAUUCUGGAAUCCGGUGAAAGCGGCAGUUCGUUUGUUUCAGCCAAAAGAAGUUAAAUACCUUAAAAAGCCUCCAAGAUUUGAUUUGCGCCUAGUUCACAGCAACUUGGAGUUCAUGAGAGAUACCUUCCAGGUUCUCUACGAAACAAAUGAAAGUUUUAAGAGUUUGUUUGAGUGGGAAAACCGAGAGUUAUCUUUCGUCGCCCUAUUGGGCUGGCUAUUCUUCUGGUACAAUAUUACACUGUGGGGAAUGCCGCUUCUGUGUAUAUUACCUUUUCUUUAUUUCUGGGCUUACCAGCGCAAUCAAAAUGAGAAAUUUUUUAGACAUGUUUACAAUACAGUUGACGAAAAGACUGAUGUCAGUGAUGUCGAAAAGGAUGACAAUAAGGCAAUAACAUUGGGGAAAAUACAAGGACUUCCUGAAUUGACACUGAAAAUAACAAGCGCAGUAGAAUAUAUGGUUAGCUUAGCCGAAAGAAUGUACAAUUUGGUUACUUUUAAGGUUCCAUUCCUGAGUUACUUAGCGAUGUUAUUUUUGCUGAUUUCAUCUGUGGCAUUGUACUGUAUACCAUUCAACUAUAUGAUGAUGGCGUUUGGAAUUUAUAAAUUUAGCAGAAAAUAUUUGGAUCCCGGGAGACAAUUAAACAAUGAUUUACUCGACUUCAUAUCAAGAAUUCCAGACAACGACAUUUUGAGGGACUGGAAAGAGCUGAGUGUACCAGAACCGAUACAGAGAAACCAUUCAAAAACAAAACUCCCUGCAUAUAGAUCCCUUAGCGUUUUGUAAUUUUUAAGACUACAUCAACGCACAUCCAAUGAUCUAUAUAGUGUAGCUACUCGUAAUUUAUUUCAUUAUAAGGAUUACGGGACUACGAGUAUAUCUCGAUAUGGUUAGCCGAUGUCAACAAAAUCACAGACCAAAAUCUCCAUUGGACUUGAUCUCGUCUAGUAUGAGUAACUAAACGCUGGAGUAGACCCUUGUGUAACGUACACUUGCACGUUUGCGUUAAAAUUCUAUACAAAAAAUGUCCGAACUUGCCUUUAAGCCUCUAUUGAGAUCGAACGUGAACACUAGUUUUGUUAAGUACUUGUCUCUGGCAUUUGUAACCUACAAUAAAAGGAAAAUACAGUUCUGGGUACCAUUCUUGUAAGCUUUACUUAGUUGUGGUAAAAAAGUAGUAAUAUACAUGUAUGUAACGUUUAGUUAUUUAUGUAUCUAAUAUUUAGAUGUAAUUUUUUAAGUACCUACUCGUUAUAAGUAAAUUUUAUAUUUAUACUGUGGGAGAAAAUAAAAUUUAUAUGAAAAUGUUAA
This is a messenger RNA of Plodia interpunctella (Indianmeal moth), 2474 nucleotides long. Its product is annotated as multiple C2 and transmembrane domain-containing protein-like. NCBI's taxonomy places the organism in Eukaryota, Metazoa, Arthropoda, Insecta, Lepidoptera, Pyralidae. Gene Ontology annotation, molecular function: calcium ion binding. Gene Ontology annotation, cellular component: synaptic vesicle membrane. The transcript has 14 exons. The coding region runs from base 96 to 1949 and encodes 617 amino acids. Gene Ontology annotation, biological process: regulation of neurotransmitter secretion. The record is from RefSeq and is a predicted model, not a curated record.